UCUGACUGAGGUGUGUGCUGCUGCUCCUGGAAGCUUUGGAAAGGAGGGCAGUGGAUGGCUCUAUGCUUCUUUUACUUCGGGUUCAGUCUGAAACUUGCUUUUAUUUUAUAGUUUAAUUGCAUUAGGGUUAGGUUGUAACUGAAACCAUCUUGAAGCACUGAGGGUUCCAUGUAGUAGGGAGAAAAAUAAACCAUGAUGGUUUAAGUUUGAAUGUGCUACUGGCAACUUACCAUCAAGCUGCACUACCGGAUUUUGAACCGAAGCUGUUAUUUACUUAAAGUUCAGCCUGAGCAUUUUCACUGGUGAGGGGGCCAACCUUCGGAGGAAGCUGGGAUUUGCUUGGAUGUAUGGUGGAGAAACCUGUGGGGUUUUUAUGCUGCAGUUUGCCAUAUCAUUGAGUUGUAAAUGGAAUUACAAAAAUCAACCAGUAUGCCAGGGCCAUUGUCCCCGGGUUAUGCAGCUCAGGUGCCAUAUAACUAUAAUCAGUUAGAAGGAAGAUUCAAGCAGUUACAAGAUGAACGAGAGGCAGUUCAGAAGAAGACUUUCACAAAGUGGGUUAAUUCACAUUUGGCACGUGUAUCAUGUAGAAUUACAGAUUUAUACACUGAUCUUCGUGAUGGACGGAUGCUUAUCAAACUGCUGGAAGUUCUUUCAGGAGAGAGACUUCCCAAACCAACUAAGGGAAGGAUGCGCAUCCAUUGUUUGGAGAAUGUUGAUAAAGCCCUCCAGUUUCUGAAAGAACAAAGAGUACAUCUAGAAAACAUGGGAUCCCAUGAUAUUGUGGAUGGGAAUCACAGGCUGACUCUUGGCCUUAUUUGGACCAUUAUUCUGAGAUUCCAGAUCCAAGAUAUCAGUGUUGAAACUGAAGACAACAAAGAGAAGAAAUCUGCUAAGGAUGCUUUGCUCCUGUGGUGCCAGAUGAAGACAGCUGGUUAUCCCAAUGUCAACAUUCACAACUUUACAACUAGCUGGAGGGAUGGGAUGGCUUUCAACGCACUAAUCCAUAAACACAGGCCUGAUCUGAUUGAUUUUGACAAGCUGAAGAAAUCAAAUGCACACUACAAUCUGCAGAAUGCUUUUAACCUGGCAGAGCAACACCUUGGUCUCACUAAGCUUCUGGACCCGGAGGAUAUCAGUGUUGACCAUCCUGAUGAAAAGUCAAUUAUCACCUAUGUGGUGACAUAUUACCACUACUUUUCUAAGAUGAAAGCAUUAGCUGUUGAAGGAAAACGUAUUGGAAAGGUGCUUGACAAUGCUAUUGAAACAGAGAAGAUGAUUGAAAAAUAUGAAUCGCUGGCUUCUGACCUUCUUGAGUGGAUUGAACAAACUAUUAUCAUCCUGAACAAUCGCAAAUUUGCCAACUCGCUGGUUGGUGUGCAACAGCAGCUACAGGCAUUCAACACUUACCGCACAGUGGAGAAACCACCCAAAUUUACAGAAAAAGGAAACUUAGAAGUACUGCUUUUCACCAUCCAAAGCAAAAUGAGGGCUAACAAUCAGAAAGUGUACAUGCCACGGGAGGGCAAACUCAUCUCGGACAUUAACAAGGCCUGGGAAAGACUGGAAAAAGCUGAACAUGAAAGAGAACUGGCACUGCGAAAUGAGCUCAUAAGACAAGAGAAACUGGAACAACUUGCACGCAGAUUUGAUCGCAAGGCAGCUAUGAGAGAAACUUGGCUGAGUGAAAAUCAACGACUGGUUUCUCAGGAUAACUUUGGUUUUGACCUUCCAGCCGUGGAGGCUGCCACUAAAAAGCACGAGGCCAUUGAAACAGACAUUGCAGCAUAUGAAGAACGAGUCCAGGCGGUAGUUGCUGUUGCAAAGGAGCUUGAGACUGAGAAUUACCAUGAUAUCAAACGCAUCACUGCAAGAAAAGACAAUGUUAUACGCCUGUGGGAGUACUUGCUGGAGCUACUCAGGGCACGUAGACAAAGACUGGAGAUGAACCUUGGUCUGCAAAAGAUAUUCCAGGAAAUGCUUUAUAUUAUGGACUGGAUGGAUGAAAUGAAGGUGCUUCUGCUAUCUCAAGACUAUGGCAAGCAUUUGUUAGGGGUAGAGGACCUGUUACAGAAACAUGCGCUAGUGGAGGCAGACAUUGCUAUUCAGGCUGAACGAGUGCGGGGAGUCAAUGCAUCUGCUCAGAAAUUUGCCACAGAUGGAGACGGUUACAAACCAUGUGAUCCACAAGUGAUCAGAGAUCGUGUAGCUCAUAUGGAAUUUUGUUACCAAGAGCUGUGCCAGUUAGCAGCUGAACGCCAAGCUCGCCUGGAAGAAUCCAGGCGUCUGUGGAAAUUCUUCUGGGAAAUGGCAGAAGAGGAGGGCUGGAUCAGAGAAAAGGAGCAGAUCUUGUCAUCUGAUGACUAUGGGAAGGACCUAACUAGCAUUGUCCGUCUCUUGAGCAAGCAUAAGGCGUUUGAAGAUGAAAUGAGUGGCCGUAGUGGCAACUUCCAGCAGGCAAUAAAAGAAGGUGAAGGUAUGAUUGCUGAGGAGCACUUUGGGUCUGAAAAAAUUAGAGAGAGAAUAAAGGAUAUGCGAGAGCAAUGGGCUAACCUGGAGGAGCUGUCUGCCAUUAGGAAGAAACGCCUGGAGGAAGCCUCUCUUCUUCAUCAGUUCCAAGCUGAUGCUGAUGAUAUUGAUGCAUGGAUGUUGGACAUCCUCAAAAUUGUCUCCAGCAAUGAUGUUGGCCAUGAUGAGUAUUCUACUCAGUCCUUGGUCAAGAAACACAAAGAUGUUGCUGAAGAGAUUGCAAACUAUAGGCCAACCAUUGACUCACUGCAUGAACAAGCAAAAGCUCUGCCUCAGGAACAUGCCGAAUCUCCAGAUGUUCAAGGCAGGUUGUCUGGAAUAGAGGAAAGAUACAAAGAGGUCGCUGAACUGACACGGCUCCGUAAACAGGCUCUGCAAGAUACCCUUGCUCUGUAUAAGAUGUUCAGUGAAGCAGAUGCUUGUGAACUUUGGAUUGAUGAAAAGGAGCAGUGGCUUAACAAUAUGCAGAUUCCAGAGAAGCUUGAAGACCUGGAAGUGAUCCAACACAGAUUUGAAAGCUUAGAACCAGAAAUGAACAAUCAAGCAUCCCGUGUUGCAGUGGUAAAUCAAAUUGCUAGACAGCUGAUGCACAGUGGUCAUCCAAGUGAAAAGGAGAUCAAGGCUCAGCAAGACAAACUCAACACAAGAUGGAGCCAGUUCAGAGAACUGGUGGACAGAAAGAAAGAUGCUCUUAUCUCUGCUCUAAGUAUCCAGAAUUACCAUCUUGAGUGUAAUGAAACCAAAUCCUGGAUCAGGGAAAAGACCAAAGUAAUUGAAUCCACACAAGAUCUGGGCAAUGAUCUGACUGGAGUAAUGGCCCUUCAGAGGAAGUUGACAGGUAUGGAACGUGAUUUGGUAGCCAUUGAGGCUAAGCUAAGUGACCUGCAAAAAGAGGCUGAAAAGUUGGAAUCUGAACAUCCUGACCAGGCUCAGGCCAUCCUGUCGAGGCUUGCGGAAAUCAGCGAUGUGUGGGAAGAAAUGAAAACCACCCUCAAGAACCGGGAAGAGUCCCUUGGAGAGGCAAGCAAACUACAGCAGUUUUUGCGUGACCUGGAUGACUUCCAGUCUUGGCUCUCCAGAACCCAGACUGCGAUUGCCUCAGAAGAUAUGCCAAACACACUGACAGAGGCUGAAAAGCUGCUCACUCAGCAUGAGAAUAUUAAGAACGAAAUCAACAAUUAUGAGGAAGACUACCAGAAGAUGAGAGACAUGGGUGAGAUGGUAACUCAAGGGCAAACUGAUGCACAGUAUAUGUUCCUACGCCAGCGCCUGCAGGCUUUGGACACUGGGUGGAAUGAGCUUCACAAAAUGUGGGAGAAUAGGCAAAACCUCCUUUCGCAGUCUCAUGCCUACCAGCUGUUUCUCAGAGACACUAAGCAAGCUGAAGCAUUUCUUAAUAACCAGGAAUAUGUUUUGGCCCAUACUGAAAUGCCCACUACCUUGGAAGGAGCAGAAGCUGCUAUUAGAAAACAGGAAGAUUUCAUGACCACAAUGGAUGCCAAUGAGGAAAAGCUCAAUGCAGUUGUAGAAACUGGCAGGAGGCUCUUUAGUGAUGGGAACAUUAACUCUGACAAGAUCCAAGAGAAAGUGGACUCUAUUGAUGACAGACAUAGGAAGAAUCGUGAGGCAGCCAGUGAGCUUCUGAUGAGGUUGAAAGACAACAGAGAUCUUCAAAAGUUUCUUCAGGACUGCCAGGAGCUGUCACUCUGGAUCAAUGAGAAGAUGCUCACAGCCCAGGAUAUGUCUUAUGAUGAAGCAAGGAAUCUACACAGUAAAUGGCUAAAACACCAGGCAUUUAUGGCAGAACUUGCAUCCAACAAAGAAUGGCUGGAGAAAAUUGAAAAGGAAGGGAUGCAGCUCAUUGCAGAGAAACCAGAGACUGAAACCGUAGUGAAAGAAAAGCUGACAGGCCUGCAUCAAAUGUGGGAGGAGCUCGAAUCUACUACCCAAACCAAGGCUCAGCGACUCUUUGAUGCGAAUAAGGCUGAGCUUUUCACACAGAGUUGUGCUGAUUUGGAUAAAUGGCUGAACAGCUUGGAGAGUCAGAUACAGUCUGAUGACUAUGGAAAAGAUCUCACCAGUGUCAACAUCCUGUUGAAGAAACAACAGAUGCUUGAAAACCAAAUGGAUGUUCGUAAGAAGGAGGUAGAGGAGUUGCAAAGCCAGGCCCAGGCUUUGAGUCAGGAGGGCAAGAGUACUGAUGAGGUAGAUGGCAAACGCCUUAUUGUACAGAAGAAAUUUUUGGAGCUACUGGAACCCUUGACUGAAAGGAAGACAAAUCUGCUGGCCUCCAAAGAGGUCCACCAGUUCAACCGGGAUGUGGAGGAUGAAAUUCUGUGGGUUGGAGAGAGGAUGCCUAUAGCAACAUCUACAGAUCAUGGACAUAACCUCCAGACUGUGCAGCUACUGAUAAAGAAAAAUCAGACACUUCAGAAGGAAAUUCAAGGACAUCAGCCUCGUAUUGAUGACAUUUUUGAGAGGAGCCAAAACGUUAUUACAGACAGCAGCCUUAAUGCUGAAGCGCUUCAGCAGAGACUUGCAGACUUGCAACAGCUGUGGAAACUCCUAAUUGAGGAGACAGAGAAACGCCACAAACGCCUGGAGGAGUCUCACAAAGCACAGCAGUAUUACUUCGAUGCUGCAGAGGCUGAGGCGUGGAUGAGUGAGCAAGAACUCUAUAUGAUGUCAGAAGAGAAAGCCAAGGAUGAACAGAGUGCAGUGUCCAUGCUGAAGAAACACCAGAUUUUGGAACAGGCAGUAGAAGACUAUGCUGAGACGGUGCACCAGCUUUCCAAGACUAGCAGAACUUUGGUUGCAGACAAUCAUCCGGAAAGCGAGCGUAUCAGUAUGCGCCAGUCCAAGGUGGAUAAGCUGUAUGCAGGCUUGAAGGAUCUAGCUGAAGAGAGGAGGGGCAAACUAGAUGAGAGACACAGGCUAUUCCAGCUCAAUCGUGAGGUGGAUGACUUGGAGCAAUGGAUUGCUGAAAGGGAAGUGGUGGCAGGAUCCCAUGAGCUGGGACAGGAUUAUGAACAUGUUACAAUGUUACAAGAGCGAUUCCGCGAAUUUGCCCGAGACACUGGAAACAUUGGACAGGAGCGUGUUGAUACUGUUAACCACAUGGCAGAUGAGCUCAUCAAUUCUGGACAUUCUGAUGCAGCCACCAUUGCAGAGUGGAAGGAUGGUCUUAAUGAGGCAUGGGCUGACCUCUUGGAGCUCAUUGACACAAGAACACAGAUUCUAGCAGCCUCUUAUGAACUACACAAAUUUUACCAUGAUGCCAAGGAGAUCUUUGGACGUAUUCAAGAUAAACACAAGAAACUGCCAGAGGAACUUGGUAGAGACCAAAACACAGUGGAAGCACUACAGAGGAUGCACACAACGUUUGAACAUGAUAUUCAGGCUUUAGGCACCCAGGUGAGACAGCUGCAAGAGGAUGCUGCACGCCUACAGGCUGCCUAUGCUGGGGACAAGGCUGACGACAUCCAGAAGCGGGAGAAAGAGGUCCUGGAAGCAUGGAAAGCAUUGCUGGAUGCCUGCGAGGGACGCAGGGUUAGACUGGUGGAUACAGGAGAUAAAUUUCGUUUCUUCAGCAUGGUUCGUGAUCUCAUGCUCUGGAUGGAAGAUGUUAUCCGGCAGAUCGAAGCCCAAGAAAAGCCAAGGGAUGUUUCAUCGGUUGAAUUACUAAUGAACAAUCACCAGGGUAUCAAAGCAGAAAUUGAUGCCCGAAACGACAGCUUUACUACGUGCAUUGAGCUUGGCAAAUCUCUUCUGGCAAGGAAACACUAUGCAUCAGAGGAGAUCAAGGAAAAGUUAUUGCAGUUGACAGAGAAGAGAAAAGAAAUGAUUGACAAAUGGGAAGACAGAUGGGAAUGGCUGAGACUGAUUCUGGAAGUACACCAGUUCUCAAGGGAUGCUAGUGUGGCUGAGGCCUGGCUGCUGGGACAGGAGCCAUACCUCUCCAGUCGUGAGAUAGGUCAAAGUGUGGAUGAAGUGGAAAAGUUAAUUAAGCGGCAUGAAGCAUUUGAAAAAUCUGCAGCUACUUGGGAUGAAAGAUUUUCAGCACUGGAAAGACUGACUACACUGGAAUUAUUGGAAGUACGUCGACAGCAAGAGGAAGAGGAAAGAAAGAGGCAGCCUCCUUCCCCAGAGCCAAGCCCAAAGGUUCCAGAAGAUGCAGAGUCACAACAAUGGGAUGGUACAAAAGGAGAACAGGUUUCCCAAAAUGGUUUACCAUCAGACCAGGAGUCUCCACGGAUGGCAGAAAAUGUGGAAACAAAUGAAAUGGUCAAUGGAGCUGCAGAACAGAGGACAAGUUCAAAAGAGUCUAGUCCUGUUCCUUCCCCAACUGCAGACCGCAAAGCCAAGACUGCCAUUCAGGCUCAGACUGCAGCUACCCUACCAACCAAAACACAAGAGACUCCUUCAGCUCAGAUGGAGGGCUUUUUGCAUCGUAAACAUGAGUGGGAGACACAUAACAAGAAAGCCUCAAACCGAUCCUGGCACAACAUGUACUGUGUUAUAAACAACCAAGAGAUGGGCUUCUACAAAGAUUCCAAGGCUGCUGCUUCUGGCAUUCCCUACCACAGUGAGAUCCCCAUCAGCUUGAAAGAAGCAGUCUGUGAAAUAGCGGUUGAUUACAAAAAGAAGAAACACGUGUUCAAGCUAAGAUUAACUGAUGGCAAUGAGUAUCUCUUCCAAGCCAAAGAUGAUGAGGAAAUGAAUACAUGGAUUCAGGCCAUCACAUCAGCUAUCUCCUCUGACAAAAUUGAAGUGUCUCCAAGUACACAAAGCACUCCAGCUUCUAGUCGUGCCCAAACCCUGCCAGCCAGCGUUACAAUAACCAGCGAAUCCAGUCCUGGCAAGCGGGAGAAAGACAAAGAGAAAGACAAAGAAAAGAGAUUCAGCCUUUUUGGCAAAAAGAAAUGAAUUCUGUCUCCACACACUGCACUUCUGAUCUUUUCAGUGGAAUUCCAGCAUGCAAGCUCAGAACCAAUACAUUACUCUCUGUGCCUAAUGUUCCUCAAUAUGAUUUAAUUUUUAUUAUUUAUAGAGCAUUAAAAAACCCAUUACAAAUGUAUGAGGUGCAUUGGGCAGCUUCUGUAUGAGAGGGAGGACCAGGUUUUGUUUUUGUUUUUUUAAUGGAAUUAAUGUAGAUUAGAUCUUAAUAUUUAAACUGUUCCUCAAUUUUGUGAGGCUGUCUUGGAAAAGAACCCACAUCCUGUGCUAUUGGUAUGCAAGGCAGCGGUGCUUACAAAUUUACUGUGCACAUCAAAGACAAAUGUACAAAUUUUCAACCAUGUUCACUUCCAUUUAAGAUGGUUAUGCUGAGUCUUGACUAAUAGAGCCUCCCAUUACAAGUCUAACUUUAUUAAAAUAGUGUAUUAUCUUUGCUGUAACAGAGUGCAGAUACGCAUUAACUUACGGACAAACCAUUUGUAUCCUGGCAUCAGUUAUUAACACAAUGUGAAGCUUUUCUGCAUCAAGUACAACAGUUAAGAAUGUUGGUAUACAAGAAGGAUUUAGCAUACUGAUACAGUUUUAAAUCUGAAAUUUCAAUUUUUUUUUGCUGAAAUACAUUAUAUUGUAUGCUUCAGAUAAUUCUAGUACAAAGUAUAAUAAGACUAGAUGUAUAAUGAACCCUUUAAAAUCAUUGAUAAAUGUAAAAGUGAAACUGAAGCAUUUACUGGA
This is a messenger RNA of Chelonoidis abingdonii (Abingdon island giant tortoise), 8214 nucleotides long. RefSeq names its product spectrin beta, non-erythrocytic 1 (gene SPTBN1). Gene Ontology annotation, molecular function: actin binding; structural constituent of cytoskeleton; phospholipid binding. NCBI's taxonomy places the organism in Eukaryota, Metazoa, Chordata, Testudines, Testudinidae. Gene Ontology annotation, cellular component: spectrin. The record is from RefSeq and is a predicted model, not a curated record.